Molecule: messenger RNA, 830 nt
Organism: Lethenteron reissneri (Far Eastern brook lamprey)
Lineage: Eukaryota; Metazoa; Chordata; Hyperoartia; Petromyzontiformes; Petromyzontidae
Product: NADH-quinone oxidoreductase subunit B-like
Biological process (GO): electron transport coupled proton transport; aerobic respiration; mitochondrial respiratory chain complex I assembly
Cellular component (GO): respiratory chain complex I
Molecular function (GO): quinone binding; NADH dehydrogenase (ubiquinone) activity; 4 iron, 4 sulfur cluster binding
Source: RefSeq, a predicted model, not a curated record
GCGGAACUAAACCUCCUCGGAACCUAAAAAAUCGCGCGGGCGUUCAGCUGCGCCGCGUUUCCUGCGGACUCGGACCCUUGACUCUGGGACAAGAUGGCGGCUCCCUUGCUCCGCGCUGUCCGUGCUGCUGCUGCUGCCACCCCUUCGUCUCUGUGGCAUGCUCCGGGCAUGCGUGGGGCCGGCUCGUUGGCGUCACUGCCUCCGGCCACCGUCCCCUCGAGCCGCGGGGAGUUUGUGGUGACUAAGCUUGACGACCUCGUCAACUGGGCCCGCAGGAGCUCACUAUGGCCCAUGACGUUUGGCCUGGCGUGCUGUGCGGUGGAGAUGAUGCACAUGGCCGCCCCGCGCUACGACAUGGACCGGUUUGGCGUCGUGUUCCGUGCGUCCCCGCGCCAGGCGGAUGUCAUGAUCGUAGCCGGGACACUCACCAACAAGAUGGCGCCUGCCCUGCGCAAGGUUUAUGAUCAGAUGCCUGAACCUCGCUGGGUUAUCUCCAUGGGAAGCUGUGCCAAUGGAGGUGGCUACUACCACUACUCUUACUCAGUGGUGCGUGGCUGUGACCGCAUCGUCCCCGUUGACAUCUACGUGCCCGGCUGCCCUCCCACAGCGGAGGCUCUCCUCUACGGAGUGCUGCAGUUGCAGAAGAAAAUCAAGAGGCAGAAAGUGAUCCAGAUGUGGUAUCGGAAGUAGACAGCCACCACCACCGUCACCACCGUCACCACCGUCACCACCAUCAACAUCUCCAUCGCAACCGCCGCCUCCACCAUCGCUGCUACCACCGCCACCACCGCCACCACCGCCACCACCGCCAGGACCACCACUGCCACCGC